Messenger RNA from Musa acuminata AAA Group (dessert banana), 5258 nucleotides. Its product is annotated as DNA-directed RNA polymerase subunit beta-like. The record is from RefSeq and is a predicted model, not a curated record. The coding region runs from base 197 to 2860 and encodes 887 amino acids. Gene Ontology annotation, molecular function: DNA-directed RNA polymerase activity; ribonucleoside binding; DNA binding. Gene Ontology annotation, biological process: DNA-templated transcription. Lineage: Eukaryota; Viridiplantae; Streptophyta; Magnoliopsida; Zingiberales; Musaceae. The transcript has a single exon.
UGUGAUCAAUCAAAUAUUGCAAAGUCCUGGUAUUUACUACCGUUCAGAAUUGGACCAUAACGGAAUUUCUGUCUAUACCAGCACAAUAAUAUCAGAUUGGGGAGGAAGAUCGGAAUUAGAAAUUGAUAGAAAAGCAAGGAUAUGGGCCCGUGUAAGUAGGAAACAAAAAAUAUCUAUUCUAAUUCUAUCAUCAGCUAUGGGUUCGAAUCUAAGAGAAAUUCUAGAUAAUGUUUGUUACCCUGAAAUUUUCUUGUCUUUCCCGAAUGAUAAGGAGAAAAAAAAGAUUGGGUCAAAAGAAAAUGCUAUUUUGGAAUUUUAUCAACAAUUUGCUUGUGUAGGCGGGGAUCCGGUAUUUUCUGAGUCUUUAUGUAAAGAAUUACAAAAGAAAUUUUUUCAACAAAGAUGUGAAUUAGGAAGGAUUGGUCGACGAAAUAUGAACCGGAGACUGAAUCUUGAUAUACCUCAGAACAAUACAUUUUUAUUACCACGAGAUGUAUUGGCUGCUGCGGAUCAUUUGAUCGGAAUUAAAUUUGGAAUGGGUACACUUGACGAUAUGAAUCACUUGAAAAAUAAACGGAUUCGUUCUAUAGCGGAUCUGUUACAGGAUCAAUUCGGACUGGCUCUUGUUCGUUUAGAAAAUGCGGUUCGAGGAACUAUAUGUGGAGCAAUUCGGCAUAAAUUGAUACCGACUCCUCAAAAUUUGGUAACUUCAACUUCAUUAACAACCACUUAUGAAUCGUUUUUUGGCCUACAUCCUUUAUCUCAAGUUUUGGAUCGAACUAAUCCAUUGACACAAAUCGUUCAUGGGCGAAAAUUGAGUUAUUUGGGUCCUGGAGGAUUGACGGGGCGAACUGCUAGUUUUCGGAUACGAGAUAUUCAUCCUAGCCACUAUGGACGUAUUUGUCCAAUUGACACGUCCGAAGGAAUCAAUGUUGGACUUAUUGGAUCCUUAGCCAUUCAUGUGAGGAUUGGCCAUUGGGGAUCUAUAGAGAGUCCAUUUUAUGAAAUAUCUGAAAGAUCAAAAGAGGCACAGAUAGUUUAUUUAUCACCAAAUAGAGAUGAAUAUUAUAUGGUAGCAGCGGGAAAUUCUUUGGCCUUGAAUCGGGGUAUUCAGGAAGAACAGGUUGUUCCAGCCCGAUACCGUCAAGAGUUCCUGACUAUUGCAUGGGAACAGAUUCAUCUUAGAAGUAUUUUUCCCUUCCAAUAUUUUUCUAUUGGAGCUUCCCUCAUUCCUUUUAUCGAGCAUAAUGAUGCGAAUCGGGCUUUAAUGAGUUCUAAUAUGCAGCGCCAAGCAGUUCCGCUUUCUCAGUCCGAGAGGUGCAUUGUUGGAACUGGACUGGAACGCCAAACGGCUCUGGAUUCGGGGGUUUCCGCUAUAGCCGAACACGAGGGAAAGAUCAUUUAUACUGACCCUCACAAGAUCAUUUUAUCAAGUAAUGGGGACACUACUAUAAGUAUAAGUAUUCCAUUAGUUAUCUAUCAACGUUCCAACAAAAAUACUUGUAUGCAUCAAAAACCUCAGGUUCCGCGGGGUAAAUGCAUUAAAAAAGGACAAAUUUUAGCGGACGGUGCGGCUACAGUUGGGGGGGAACUUGCUUUAGGAAAAAACGUAUUAGUAGCUUAUAUGCCAUGGGAGGGUUACAAUUCUGAAGACGCAGUACUAAUUAGCGAACGUCUGGUAUAUGAAGAUAUUUAUACUUCUUUUCACAUCCGGAAAUAUGAAAUUCAGACUCAUGUGACAAGCCAAGGACCUGAAAGAAUCACUAAGGAAAUACCACAUCUAGAGGCUCAUUUACUCCGCAAUUUAGACAGAAAUGGAGUUGUGAUGCUGGGAUCUUGGGUAGAAACAGGUGAUAUUUUAGUAGGUAAAUUAACACCUCAGACAGCAAACGAAUCGUCGUAUGCUCCAGAGGAUAGAUUAUUACGAGCCAUACUUGGAAUUCAGGUAUCCACUGCAAAAGAAACUUCUCUAAAACUACCUAUAGGCGGAAGAGGUCGCGUUAUUGAUGUGAGAUGGAUCCGGAAAAAGGGGGGUUCCUGUUAUAAUUCAGAAAUGAUUCGUGUAUAUAUUUCACAGAAACGUGAAAUCAAAGUAGGUGAUAAAGUAGCUGGAAGACAUGGGAAUAAGGGUAUCAUUUCAAAAAUUUUGCCUAGACAAGAUAUGCCCUAUUUGCAAGAUGGAACACCUGUUGAUAUGGUCUUCAACCCAUUAGGAGUACCAUCACGAAUGAAUGUGGGACAGAUAUUUGAAUGCUCGCUCGGGUUAGCGGGGGAUCUGCUAAAGAGACAUUAUAGAAUAGCACCUUUUGAUGAGAGAUAUGAGCAAGAGGCUUCGAGAAAACUAGUGUUUUCCGAAUUAUAUGAAGCCAGUAAGCAAACAAAAAAUCCAUGGGUAUUUGAACCCGAAUAUCCGGGAAAAAGCAGAAUAUUUGAUGGAAGAACAGGAAAUCCUUUUGAACAACCUGUUCUAAUAGGAAAGUCCUAUAUUUUAAAAUUAAUUCAUCAAGUUGAUGAUAAAAUCCAUGGACGUUCUAGUGGACAUUACGCACUUGUUACACAACAACCCCUUAGAGGAAGGGCGAAGCAAGGGGGACAACGAGUAGGGGAAAUGGAAGUUUGGGCUCUAGAGGGAUUUGGUGUUGCUCAUAUUUUACAAGAGAUGCUUACUUAUAAAUCUGAUCAUAUUAGAGCUCGUCAAGAAGUACUUGGUGCUACGAUCAUUGGAGGAAGAGUAUCUAACCCAGAAGAUGCUCCAGAAUCUUUUCGAUUGCUCGUUCGAGAACUACGAUCUUUAGCUCUAGAACUGAAUCAUUUCCUUGUAUCUGAGAAGAACUUCCAGAUUAAUAGGAAGGAAGCUUGAUCUGAAUGAAUCAGAAUUUCUAUUCUAUGAUUGACCGGUAUAAACAUCAACAACUUCGAAUUGGACUAGUUUCUCCUCAACAAAUAAAGGCUUGGGCCAACAAAAUUUUACCUAAUGGAGAGAUAGUUGGAGAGGUGACAAAGCCCUAUACGUUUCAUUAUAAGACCAAUAAACCAGAAAAAGAUGGAUUGUUUUGUGAAAGAAUCUCUGGGCCCAUAAAAAGUGGAAUUUGUGCUUGUGGAAAUUAUCGAGUGAUUGGAGCUGAAAAAGAAGACCCGAAAUUUUGUGAACAAUGCGGGGUGGAAUUUGUUGAUUCUCGGAUACGAAGAUAUCAAAUGGGAUACAUCAAACUCGCAUGUCCAGUGACUCAUGUGUGGUAUUUGAAACGUCUUCCUAGUUAUAUCGCGAAUCUUUUAGAUAAACCCCUUAAGGAAUUAGAAGGCCUAGUAUACUGCGAUGUGUGAUUUGAUCAAAAUUUUCGUUUUACAGAUUCGGACUGAGAAACUGUCAUCCCAUUCAAUCCGAUUGGGGUGCCCCCGGCUCUGACAUGUGUUUUGGGAGAAGUAAAAGUAACACGAAACUCAGAAUUAUAGGUGUAUUCAAUACUUCCAAAUGCAAGGGGAAUUGAUCCAUGGUCGAUUCCGUAUAAAUAGGAAUUGCUAGUUAUACCUCGUGAAAAAACACUUUUUUGUGGAAUCAGCUAUUCCAUUUCUUUAUAGAGAGAUUCCGUUUAAGCAAGCAAAUAUAGUAUGGUUACAGAAGUCUAUCUAUCGCAUAUAUGCUUCAAGGGGCAUCAUGGGAUAACCAUCGAGGUGAGUAGGGACCUAAAGGAUCGAAUAGAACGAUAUAUAGACAAGUAAAUCCCUUACGAGUCCCAAAGUAUUCUUUUAAGGGGAUUCAUCAUUUGACGGGAAGUAGACUACUCAAAAAUCCUACAUUUUUAUUUUGUCAUAAGUAAUUCGGAAAAUGAAAGUAAAAAAAGAAGAAUGAAUCGUUGGUCCUUAGUGGGAACUUGAGUAAGGAGUAGUUCUUUGUUUGUAGGGUUUUUCGAACAAACUUUUUAAAUAAGAAAGAAUCCCCUUUUUGAGGUAACUACUUGAGCCGGAUGAAAGGAAACCUUCACGUCCGAUUUUAAAAGGGGGAAUCCAAUCCUACAGGAACCUAUCUCGAUUUUUCUCUUUGCUAGGCCCAUAGCGAAAAAACCUACUUUCUUACGAUUACGAGGUUUAUUCGAAUAUGAAAUCCAAUCUCGGAAAUACAGCAUACCACUUUUUUUUACUACCCAAGGCUUCGAGACAUUUCGAAAUCGAGAAAUCUCUACAGGAGCAGGUGCUAUCAGAGAACAAUUAGCCGAUUCAGAUUUGCGAAUUAUUACGGGUAAUUCAUUAGUAGAAUGGAAGGAAUUAGGGGAGGAGGGGUCCACUGGAAAUGAAUGGGAAGAUAGAAAAAUUAGAAGAAGAAAGGAUUUUUUGGUUAGACGCAUGGAAUUAGCUAAACAUUUUAUUCGAACAAAUGUAGAACCAGAAUGGAUGGUUUUGUGCUUAUUACCAGUUCUUCCUCCCGAGUUGAGACCAAUCAUUCAGAUAGAUGGGGGUAAACUAAUGAGUUCGGAUAUUAAUGAACUCUAUAGACGAGUUAUCUAUCGGAAUAAUACUCUUACCGAUCUAUUAGCAACAAGUAGAUCUACGCCAGGGGAAUUAGUAAUGUGUCAGGAGAAAUUGGUACAAGAGGCCGUGGAUACACUUCUUGAUAAUGGGAUCCGUGGACAACCAAUGAGGGAUGGUCAUAAUAAAGUUUACAAGUCAUUUUCAGAUGUAAUUGAAGGCAAAGAGGGAAGAUUUCGUGAGACUCUGCUUGGUAAACGUGUCGAUUAUUCGGGACGUUCCGUCAUUGUCGUGGGUCCUUCGCUUUCAUUACAUCAGUGUGGAUUACCUCGAGAAAUAGCAAUAGAGCUUUUCCAAACAUUUGUAAUUCGUGGUCUAAUCAGACAACAUGUUGCUUCUAACAUAGGAAUUGCUAAAAGUAAAAUUCGGGAAAAAGAACCCAUUGUAUGGGAAAUACUUCAAGAAGUUAUGCGGGGGCAUCCUGUAUUAUUGAAUAGAGCACCCACCCUGCACAGAUUAGGCAUACAGGCGUUCCAACCCUUUUUAGUGGAGGGACGCGCUAUUUGUUUACAUCCAUUAGUUUGUAAGGGUUUCAAUGCAGACUUUGAUGGGGAUCAAAUGGCUGUUCAUGUACCUUUAUCUUUGGAAGCUCAAGCGGAGGCUCGUUUACUUAUGUUUUCUCAUAUGAAUCUCUUGUCUCCAGCUAUUGGGGAUCCUAUUUCCGUACCAACUCAAGAUAUGCUUAUCGGACUCUAUUUAUUAACGAUCGGGAAUCGUCGAGGUAUUUGUGCAAA